AUGGCGGCGGCGGCUGGUCGAGGGGCUAAGCUAGCGACUUGGGGUGGGCGACUGUGGGGUGCGCUCGCUGUCAGCAGACGAGCCUUGCCAGGCCCUGCGCCCUUGGCGGCGGCCGUGGCUGGAGUGGCUCUGACAGGAGCAGGAGUAGCCUGGUACAAGGGCCGCGUGAAUCUCGCGGCGCCGGAGAGCAGCCUCACCGUCUUAGCACAGAAAAAUGUUGACUCUGAAGAGAUGGCUGGGCAACUGUCUCCUCGGAAACAGCGCUUCAUGCAGUUUUCUUCAUUGGAACAUGAAGGAGAAUAUUAUAUGACACCAAGAGACUUUCUCUUUUCAGUCAUGUUUGAGCAAAUAGAACGUAAAACUUUAGUCAAGAAGCUGACAAAAAAGGAUAUCGAGGAUGCCUUGGCAGGAAUCCAAAAAGCUGUUUGUGGACCAACCUUUUUUAGAGACCUUGGUGAUAAAGGGCUAAUUUCGUAUACUGAGUAUCUUUUCUUGCUUACAAUCCUCACUAAACCUCACACUGGAUUUCAUGUUGCAUUUAAAAUGCUGGAUUCAGAUGGCGAUGAGAUGGUUGAGAAAAAGGAAUUUUUUAAGCUGCAGAAGAUCAUAAGUAAACAAGAUGAUUUGAAGACAACUAUAACUAGUGAAACAGAAUGCCAGGAACCAAAAGUGAAAGAAUCUGAAGUUAACACAACUCUUCAGAUGCGUUUCUUUGGAAAAAGAGGAGACAGAAAACUUCAUUAUAAAGAGUUUCGAAGAUUUAUGGAAAAUCUACAAACAGAGGUCCAAGAAAUGGAGUUCCUUCAGUUCUCUAGAGGGUUAAGCUUCAUGAGAAAAGAAGACUUUGCAGAAUGGCUCCUUUUUUUCACUAACACUGGAAAUAAAGACAUUUAUUGGAAAAAUGUGAGAGAGAAGUUGACAGCGGGAGAGAGCAUUAGUUUGGAUGAGUUCAAAUCAUUUUGCCAUUUUACAACCCACUUGGAAGACUUUGCUAUUGCCAUGCAAAUGUUUAGUUUAGCUCAUCGGCCUGUCAGACUCGCUGAGUUUAAGAGGGCUGUGAAAGUAGCAACAGGACAGGAGCUCUCCAACAAUAUUUUGGACACAGUCUUCAAGAUCUUUGAUGUGGAUGGGGAUGAGUGUCUCAGCCAUGGAGAGUUUCUUGGGGUGUUAAAAAAUAGGAUGCAUCGAGGUUUAUGGGUACCACAACAACCAAAUGCACAAGAAUACUGGAAAUGUGUGAAAAAGGAAAGCAUUAAAGGAGUAAAAGAAGUCUGGAAACAAGCCGGAAAAACUCUUUUUUAA
Messenger RNA from Orycteropus afer afer, 1302 nucleotides. RefSeq names its product mitochondrial calcium uptake 2 (gene MICU2). Gene Ontology annotation, cellular component: uniplex complex. Gene Ontology annotation, molecular function: calcium ion binding. Gene Ontology annotation, biological process: calcium import into the mitochondrion; mitochondrial calcium ion homeostasis. Bases 1 to 1302 code for a protein of 433 amino acids. The transcript is spliced from 12 exons. The record is from RefSeq and is a predicted model, not a curated record. Lineage: Eukaryota; Metazoa; Chordata; Mammalia; Tubulidentata; Orycteropodidae.